ACAAAAUUGCAAUUUGGUUUCACUUGAACCAUGCUGACCCAUCUCCUCCAAAAACUAAACCAUAAACCACCCACCACCGUCCUCCUCCGCCGGAAAACCACCUCAGCUGAAUAUGUAGCCUCAAGAAACCGAGACCCCACUUUCGAAAAACUCAUGGACAAGUACAAAAACCUCUUCAAAGUAAUCGCAAUUCAAGACCUCAUCCUCGGUACAACCACCAACGCCGCCGCACCUCCCGCCGUCUCCCUCGAUUUCCUCAACCGCCUAUCCCAGCGCCUCCAUCUCAACCGCGGCGCCACUCAUUUCCUCCGUAAGUACCCCCACAUCUUUAACAUUUUCCACCACCCUAUCAAAUUACAACCUUAUUGUACACUGACGGAAACCGCCCUCAAAAUCACCCAACAAGAGGCUACAGCUAUCAAUGCUACUUUACCACUUGUAGUAACCCGUUUGGUGCGUUUAUUGUCGAUUUCAGUGACUAAAUCAUUGCCCCUUAGAGCCAUUUUCAAGGUUUUUAGGGAACUUGGGUUGCCUGAUGAUUUUGAGGAAAGUGUAAUCUUGAAAAAAUCUGAUCUUUUUGCACUUGUUGAUAGUGAUAAUGAACCGAACACUCAUUUGUUGAAACUUGUCGGGGAUAUACCAAAGGGGGAGUUAGUGGCUGCUGUUGAUAAUUGGAGGGUAGUGGAAUGUUGUAAAGAGGAUUGUGGGGUUGAUAGGAAUGAGAUUUUGUUUAGUUUUAAGCAUAGUUAUCCACCAGGGAUGAAGUUGAAGAGGAAUUUUAAGGCAAAGGUUAAAGAAUGGCAGCAGUUGAGGUAUGUGGGGCCGUAUGAGGCUGUGGAGAUUGGAAAGAAGAGGAAAAAUAAGAUUGGGAUGAUGGAGAUGGAGAAGAGGGCAGUUGGUAUUGUCCACGAGUUUUUGAGUUUGACAGUGGAGAAAAUGGUUGAGGUAGAGAAGAUUAGUCAUUUUAGGAAGUGGUUUGGGAUUGAUUUGAAUGUAAGGGACUUGUUUUUGGAUCAUCCAGGGAUAUUUUAUCUUUCGACGAAAGGGUAUAGGCAUACAGUGUUUUUGAGGGAGGCUUAUGAAAGGGGAUGCUUGAUUGAACCAAAUCCAGUGUAUGAGGCUAGGAGGAAGCUUCUUGAUCUUGUUAUUUUGGGACGGCGAGGGUUGUCUAGAGGUCAUUCUGAGCCAACAGGUGUGAGCCAAGGGGAAGACGGUUUCACUGAGGAGGUGAAGACUGAUUCAGAUGAAAAUUAGUUUUCUAUCCGUACCAUAAAUGCAGGAUGCUUUGCAAUUGCUAAAGGCCUGAUGGAAAGGAUCAUAAAAGUCAAGAGGCUUGAACAAAUUCUUAGCAAAUGAGAUUGGAGGGAGAUGGGUCAUGUGUAACAGUCAAAUUGUUGUCAGCGGGAAUGAAUUAUCCGCCAAUUAGCAUAGAGAUCUGCCUCUGAGGAAAAGGCCGAGUCUCCUUUUACAAGUAUAACAGUGCUGUAUGACGGAUGACCUGUGCAAGUGAAUGUUUGGUUGAUAACUUAAGAGAGUUGUUUUUCAUUAGUAUUUGUGAUCUUUGGCCGAAGCACAGGCUGUAAUGUUUGCAGUGUCCUGUUUUCUGAACUUUGCGAGACUCUUUUCAGUUGUCGCAAAUCUACUUUGCCAAUGCAGAUACCAGCUCCACUUGUAAAUGCUGGAAGAAGUUGUUGUGAAGGUGGGAAAGCCAGCGAAGGGGAUCUGAGCAUUCAGAUGGAUGCUUGAAUUCAGUUUCUAAAAUGUAGACAGGACAAGUGUCAUUGUGUAUCUCACUUUGCUCACAAAAUAAUCACUGUUACUUAGGUGUUAAUCUCUGCAAGUUGUGUUGUACUUUACUCACAAAUUCCAGUGGAGACAAAAAAACCUUAGUUGUUUUUGCCCAUCUGCCUAAGUGUUGUUUGAUAGAAUUACCCGGUUUCCUUGCUGGCAGGAGAUAGCAGGUAUCAAGUAAAAUAAUCAAGAUGCAAUCUGGAUACCACGUUUAUUGAAAAAAGAAACUCUUUGUGGAUCCUUCAUUCAUCCUUACGUAUGAGUUGAGUCAGACGAGUGAGUUGAAAGCUGAUAUUAGUUGAAGAAGAAUGUAAACUAUAUUUUUGGAAUUUAGUUUGAAAUAAUGCACCAUUUGAUAUAAAUGA
Molecule: messenger RNA, 2156 nt
Organism: Solanum tuberosum (potato)
Lineage: Eukaryota; Viridiplantae; Streptophyta; Magnoliopsida; Solanales; Solanaceae
Product: protein ROOT PRIMORDIUM DEFECTIVE 1
Exons: 2
Coding region: 31-1254 (407 amino acids)
Molecular function (GO): RNA binding
Source: RefSeq, a predicted model, not a curated record